AUGCAGCCGAUAUCAACCGAGAACGUCGUGAUUAACGGGAGCCGCAUUGCCUACGGCGUCUUCGGUGCCGGGGACCCAGUCGUCCUACUGCACGGGACUCCUUCGUCGUCCCUCAUCUGGCGCAACAUCGUGCCCCGUCUGGUUGCUGCCGGCUAUAAGACACACGUCUUCGAUCUACUUGGGUACGGGGUUUCGGAGCGGCCGUGGGAUGUGGCCAUUGAUACGUCCAUCUCCGGCCAAGUCUCGGUCCUUGAAGGGCUACUCGCCCACUGGGACCUGGAGACAGCGCAUAUCGUAGCGCACGAUAUCGGAGGAGGGAUUGCCCAACGCUUCGCGGUCUUCUCGCCGGAACGCGUGCGCUCGCUGACGCUUAUCGAUGUGGUGAGCUUAAACAGCUACCCGUCGAAGCGCACCAAGGAGCAAAUGAAGAAGGGACUCGAACCCUUGAUCAAGGCAGACGGCAAGGAACACCGCGCACAUUUCAGAGAGUGGCUUCUUUCCGCGGUUCACGACAAGCAGAAACUCGCUGAUUCCAGUCUCGACACCUUCUUGGAUUAUAUUUCUGGGCCAAUUGGCCAGCCCAGCUUGUUCCAACACCAAGUCCGACAUUACGAUCCCAAGCACACAAUGGAAAUCGGAGACCGCCUUCAUGAGCUGGGAAAACUACCGGUGAAGCUGUUAUGGGGCGCCGACGAUGCCUGGCAGGUCAUGGACUGGGCACACAAGCUGAAAGGGGCAAUUCCUGGCUCUGAGCUAGACAUCAUACAGGACUGCGGACAUUUCUCGUUGGAAGAUCAACCGGAGGUUAUUUCUGGACAUAUCAUUGCGUUCCUGGAGAAGAACUCCCAGUCCGCCCGGGGACGAAUGGGUUAUGCAAAGCCAGAUGAGAGGUAG
Molecule: messenger RNA, 894 nt
Organism: Anthostomella pinea
Lineage: Eukaryota; Fungi; Ascomycota; Sordariomycetes; Xylariales; Xylariaceae
Source: the annotation of a GenBank genome assembly